GUUAUCUGCUGCGACUGCGUCCAAAAGUCAAAACAACGCUGAUAAGAAUGUGCUGUCUGAUAAGAGGAUGUUUAUAUUGAUGAAGUGUGGCCUCACACAAUGCCCUCUUAAGAUAAUUCACGAUGACUCGACUGCUCGGCUGGCAUUUUAUCCUCUUUUGCGCUCCACGUUGCAGCCGCUAGCGAACGUCAACGUGCAACUUCCUGCGAGUGUUCUCCUCUGUUGUGUUGCGACCUGCAGGCGGCUCGUAUUCGUGGCGUCGACACCAGAAUGACUUCAACACAAUCUCAAGCAAACAACAUCACAUGACGGAGCAGAAAAAAACUCUCGGACCCUUCACCUCGCCCUGCUCCGCCUCCUCGGGACGAUGCCGGGCAGCGGGCGGAAAAGCGGCAGGCGUUCGCUAUGGCGCUUUCUCUUCCCGCGCCGCGUCCGUCAGGAACGAGUGGUAUUGGCUCGUAGCGAGAGCCUUCCGAGCGAGCAGGUGCUGAAGAUCACCGUCACCGAGACCGCUGUGAUCAAGGCCGGCUCAGGGGUCUUGAACCGUCGCUCCCUCGCCUACUUGACCCUCUGGUACUUCUUCAGCUUCUGCACUCUCUUCCUCAACAAGUACAUCCUGUCGCUACUGGAGGGACAGCCGAGCAUGCUGGGUGCUGUUCAAAUGCUCUCCACCACCGUCAUUGGCUUCCUUAAGAUGUUGGUGCCCUGUUGCCUAUACCAGCACAAGUCCAGGAACGAGUAUCCCCCCAACUUCAUCAUGAUCAUGCUGUUUGUCGGACUGAUGAGGUUCACCACAGUGGUAUUAGGCUUGGUUAGCUUGAAGAAUGUGGCGGUGUCUUUUGCUGAGACGGUGAAGAGUUCGGCUCCUAUUUUUACCGUCAUUAUGUCAAGACUUAUUCUUGGAGAGUACACAGGCUUGUGGGUGAACCUCUCUCUGUUCCCCGUCAUGGCGGGUCUUGCACUCUGCACGGCCACGGAGCUCAGCUUCAACUUGCUGGGCUUUUCUGCCGCUCUCUCCACCAACAUCAUGGACUGUUUGCAGAAUGUCUUCUCCAAGAAACUACUGAGUGGUGACACUUACAAAUUCAGCCCUCCAGAACUGCAAUUUUAUACCAGUGCAGCUGCAAUCAUCAUGCUCAUCCCAGCCUGGAUUUUCCUCUUGGAAACUCCAGCAGCUGAGAAAAGCGGACAUACCUUCACCUUCAGUCAGGACAUCAUCAUGUUACUAGUCUUCAACGGCGGCCUGUUCCACCUGCAGAGUGUCACCGCCUACGCUCUGAUGGGACGCAUUUCUCCGGUUACUUUUAGCGUGGCAAGCACGGUGAAACACGCCCUAUCUGUAUGGUUGAGCGUCAUCGUGUUCAGCAAUCAGAUCACAAUGCUCAGCGCCACCGGCACCGUCCUGGUCUUCUUGGGGGUUUUCUUGUAUAACAAAGCCAGGCAGGCUCAGCGGCAGCGCUUGCAAGCCAUGGCUGCACAGCAGAACCACAAACUCCAAUCUGAAAAACAGGAAGUCCAACAAGGCCCGCAGUCUCACUAAAGACUGAGAUUUUAAAGCCAUUCCAGUACAAGAGGACCAGCAUACAUUUUUCAGGUAUGAUCCAGUUGAGGAAGGGACUCCUGUUGUAAGGUGAAGCCUUUGGUGAAGCCCUGUGGAACAUUUUUUUUUUCUUCAUCAUGCUGCCAAUGGAAGCGAAUGCUUGCUUUCAGCCCUCCCGGUGCAAUUGGAUUGGAUGUCUAUUGCUGUCAAUAGCAGUUCAGUUAGAACUUUUCAAUGGUGCUUGGAGAUGUGAAUAGUUAAAGAUUCCAAAGUGACAAAUGUGUAUGUGUUAUUUUUAUUUUUUUUAAAUGAUUUCAUUGGAUGCAUGCGAAUAAAUAAAGAGGUUUGAAUAAGGCCUCAACUUGCGUGAGAAGUGACAAUCAGCAAUUUAAUGAGAAUGGGUUUGUAUUUGUUUCUCGGUGGACCUCUUCAUCUGUGAUUUUGGUCCGACCAUAGAAGGGGAGAAGAGAGAGAGAAAGCGAUGAAAGUGGCGAGAACAUUCCGUUUACGAAAGUUUUUUUAUUUGAUGCAUCUCCACUUCAUAUUAUGAAACAAUUUCCAAAAUACGAGAGAUGCAGCCAUCAUUCCCGCUAGCAAAAAAUUUGAAAAGUCAUUUGGUUUGUAAAGCAGCAAAUGCUGAAAAUUAUGACGUUUUCUCACAUUUAGUGCCACACAGUGUUUAAAAUGUG
Messenger RNA from Corythoichthys intestinalis (scribbled pipefish), 2229 nucleotides. RefSeq names its product solute carrier family 35 member E2A-like. The transcript has 9 exons. Gene Ontology annotation, molecular function: antiporter activity. Bases 368 to 1540 code for a protein of 390 amino acids. Gene Ontology annotation, cellular component: Golgi apparatus. The record is from RefSeq and is a predicted model, not a curated record. NCBI's taxonomy places the organism in Eukaryota, Metazoa, Chordata, Actinopteri, Syngnathiformes, Syngnathidae.